Microthlaspi erraticum is the source of this 534-nucleotide messenger RNA. The record is from the annotation of a GenBank genome assembly. Lineage: Eukaryota; Viridiplantae; Streptophyta; Magnoliopsida; Brassicales; Brassicaceae.
AUGAGCAAGAGCAACAAGGAGUUAAUUGCUUUCUUCGAUUUCAAAAGAGAUAAUAGGGAGGCUCUGCAGUUCGGAGGGAUGUUACUUGUUCCGAAGACGCUGAAUGAUGUUGUUCUAGAGUCGAUGAUGAUUCCCCCAGAUGAUUUCCCUGAAGACUCCGACACAAUCUACGAUAUGCUCAACGGAAGAGUUUGGAUGGGACAUGACAUUACGAGAGUCGAGACCCCAUUGUUGGAGGCUGAAUUCAAGAAAAUUGGCAAACCAGCGCCUACCGCCAAAUCAAUCAUAGAUACACUUCACUUCACAUCCUCCGACACAGAGUUGGCCAAACUUGCGAUACAAUUUGGUUUAGGUCGUCAAGCAUACGGGAGCUUUAAGGAUUGCGGCAAGAAUCUUAAGGCUAUCAAGAAAUGUGAAGCCUUCAUGUCAAUUUUGGAGGAACCUGAGAGGAAAUAUGAGGAUGAUGUCCAUCCCAUGCUUUCUGUUAUCAAAUACUAUCACGAUGAAGCAGUAAACGCUAGGCGUUUUGUCUGA